Molecule: messenger RNA, 4097 nt
Organism: Centropristis striata (black sea bass)
Lineage: Eukaryota; Metazoa; Chordata; Actinopteri; Perciformes; Serranidae
Product: dual specificity protein phosphatase 26
Exons: 4
Coding region: 371-973 (200 amino acids)
Biological process (GO): protein dephosphorylation; negative regulation of MAPK cascade
Cellular component (GO): cytoplasm
Molecular function (GO): protein tyrosine/serine/threonine phosphatase activity; MAP kinase phosphatase activity
Source: RefSeq, a predicted model, not a curated record
AACGUCACAAAGAGCCUCAUUAACAAUUAAAUAUAAAAUUAAGUAACCUCGAUCAUUCCAGCACACUGAGACACCCAUGAAGCAGCAGAGAUCUGUCACGGACACAGCGUACCUGUGGCUUUAACCCGAGCCCUGCGGCCAUGUUUGUGAGGUCAUGAGUCUGUCUGUCUGUCUGACUGAGGACUUGUUGAGAAGAUGGUGCUGAGGAGAAGGAGCGGCGCUCGGAGCUGAAGAUGUCUGCUGGUGGAUGCUCAGCAGCUUCAGCAUCAUCCCUCCAUCCUCCCACAGCAAAUAAAUGAGUCAACAUGGCCGCGGAGCAGCUCACCCUGCAGCACCACUGAGACACACAAGAAAACAACACACAGAUUAAAUGGCGUUCAUGUCCCGGUUCUCCCGGUCCCGGAGCAGCUCCAGGUCUCCGAACCGAAAGGACUCUGAGCGUGUGUGCCCGACCCUGACCGUGUCCGAGCUGGAGCGGCUGCUGUGCACCGGGAAAACUGCCUGCAACCACGCGGACGAAGUGUGGCCACGACUCUACAUCGGAGAUCAAGAUAUUGCAUCAGACCGGCGUGAGCUGGCCAAACUUGGCAUCACACACAUCCUGAACUGCGCCCAGAGCAAGUGGCGCGGCGGAGCGGAGUACUACGCCGGCAUGAACAUCACGUAUCACGGCAUCGAGGCUCACGACUCGCCCACCUUCGACAUGAGCGUCAACUUCUACCCUGCUGCUGAGUUCAUCCACAAAGCCCUCACCAGUGGAGGUAAGGUCCUGGUGCACUGCACUGUGGGGGUGAGCCGCUCAGCCACGCUGGUGCUGGCCUACCUGAUGAUCAGACAGAACCUGACGCUGGUGGAGGCCAUUAAAACCGUCAAGGACCACCGAGGCGUCAUCCCCAACCGGGGCUUCCUCCGCCAGCUCAACGGCCUGGACGGCAUCCUGAGGGAGAGCCGUAAGACGUCACCGCAGAGCUGAAAACACACACUCAACACACACAUACACACAAACAUACACACAACCUGAGGUAGCAACUAGACUGGUUACACUGAGGGAAAUAAUGGGACCAAGUAAGGAGCAACUGGUGGGUUUCUGACACUGUAGCUCUGAGUGGCAGCAGGUUUGACUGGAAUCAGUAUCUUCAGACUCAAUUUAUUCACUUUUACUUAUUUUAUAUUGUUGUUUAUAGUGUUUGAGCCUCUGAAACAACAUCUGAUGCUAAAACUACAGCAGCUACAAGGAGUUUUUAUCCGGUUAUCAAACCGUUUGAGUUUAAUUCUGGUGCCUCUAUAACCAAAAUAAGCAAACGAGAUCAUCAGUGGGACGGAUUCCCCACAAAAUCAGAUGAAACAAUUAUUGAGUUUACAAUUAAGACCAGAAGAGCCUAUGUUUACAUUGCCACAGCAGGCAAGAGAUUUUUCUUUAGAUAAUUAGAUUUUUUUAAUUCAAUAUUUUGUGAUUAUGUCUGAUACUGGGGCAGGAUCAACACAGAGAAAAAGAAAAAUGACUGAACUCCAUUCAGAAAACAGUCAUUUUAAAAGUAAUGUUCUUGUGUUCUUGCAGGCAAACCUGACCAAACAGGAAUUCAGGCUUUUUAAACAUCAGCAUCAUGUUGCAUCCUUUUUGAUCCGUUUAUUGCAAUUAAAUCGCGGCAAAAUCUGUUUAUGUACCGCCGUAUUAGUGCAGUCAUCCAGACACAGUUGCUGGAGAACGUGAUGAAACUCACUGAGCUGUGUGCGAUAUUACGAUAUUAUUAAUCCAGACAUGACACUGUUUGGUUUACUGACAUAUCUGGGACUUCCACAACAGCUACGAAGCAGCACUAGUGGUUAUUUUUGCCACUGUUGAUUUUGAAAAUCCCCUGCACUGUGUAGCUCUGAUCGUCCUGAACUCCAUUCAGAAAACAAGCAUUUUAAAAGUAGUUUUCUUGUGGUCUUGCAGACAGACCUGACAAAGCAGGAAUUCAGGCUUUUUUUUAAACAUCAGCAUCAUGUUGCAGUUAUUUCGGCAUCCUUUUGAUCCGUUUAUCACAAUUAAAUCAUGGCAAAAUCUGUUUAUUUACCGCUGUAUUAAUGCUGUACUGGUUCACAGAGCUGUGUGCACCACUGGAUAUUAUAUCCGAAAUAAAAAGCAAGAGGUUCUGCAAGUACCUGCCAAACACAGGGUAAUUGUUGGCUUAAACACAUAAGAAGAAACUUAAAACCAAAAAAGUAAGUUUGUGAUUAAUACAGAAUGCAACGAUUUGCAAAUAUUUUUCUUCCUACAUUCAAUUGAAUACAUUUCAAAGACAAGAUAAACUUUGUUUCUUUGUCAUUUGAAUCAGGAUUUAUUAUAUGUUAAUUUAUAUAACUAAACCCAUGCUGUUGCUUAUCAGGUAAACUUAAUUUAAAAAGGUGAUUAAAAGUGUGCAGGUUUCAACACAACAACUGGUUAAAAUGGAGAUAACAGUGUUGCUUUUGGCCCUGAGUGCUACCAGUAAAACCAUGUGAGUGCUAUUGUUUCUCAUUUAAGAGAGAUAAUCUGCAGUGUUUCUAUCAGCCAGCCUGGUUCCCAGGGUCAGGAUUCAAGGGGCCCCCCAUGCUUGAUUUUGUGUGAGGCCCCCGAAAUGACCACACCUGGUUCUGUCCACACGCAGGCUCUUUUGUAAUCAAACAGAGGGUUAAACCUCAGAAAAAGAAGACUCUUGCUCAGUGAUUCUUCCCCGUAGGUUAAGUCUUUGCAGGUCUUCCCUCAACGUACUUUUUUUACAUUCAGCAAGUGUCAUUAAGUGCUCUGAACAGCUCACACACUAGUUGUAGCCCAGGUCUAAACCAGCACAGUUAUGUAGCCCGUUGAGUAUUGUAUUACAGUGUUGUCACAAUCUGUACACAAGUGUUAUCUGUGACGAGUUUGUGAAUAGCAGCAUACAGUAUACUAUGAUUUCUGUUCAAUGUAUUGUUUCAAUCCAAUGUAUUUCCAAUAACCACUUUGUUAUUAGAUAUCUUGUGUGUGAUGAUCAUGAAAUUCACCCAGAGACGAGACAAAAAGCCCAUUCGGACGGGAUUGACAUGUGGAGGUGGAGGAAUUAAGUGUUAACUGUUUACCUCAAUGAUAUCUGGAGAACUUUUAAUCGUCCUGAAACUACAGGUUACAUACUCCCCCUCCGAGUCCUAACUCACACAUACUUUUGGAUUUAGUGCAACAUUAAGGGGAUAUCAAUAUAUCUGAUAUUCAUUGUGCUAAACGUCCAUAAAUCUGCUUAGAAAUCAUAGAAAAAAACAAUUCAGAACUUGCCCGAGAAUCAUCAAAAUUUAAGGUUUUCUUCAGUAUCAAAAUACUGCAGUAAUAGUAUUCUGUAUACCUAUGGGUGCACUGCAAACAGGAGCUGCUAACAGAUCAUUCGGCAUACUUUUAAUUGUGACAACUUGCCAAAAUAUAAACAAAUAUAGGCCUAAAACUAGAAAAGUGCACUCAAUACAGUGCAGCUCUCCACCAGGCAAUGAUUGAUCCAAACUUCAUUCAGAAAACAAACAUUUUAAAAUUUGUUUUUUGUGGUCUUGCAGACUGACCUGACAAAGCAUGAAUUCAGAGUUUUUACACAUCAGCAUCAACAACAUCGGCUUCCUUUUGAUCCAUUUGCUGCAAAGCUAAAUCAGUUUAUUUACCUCUGUAUAAGGGCAGUCAACUAGACGCAGCUUUUGGAGAAGUCAAUGACAUUCACCAAGCUGUGUGCAUCUCUGGAUAUUUUUAAUUCUACUCCAAAAAAGUAGAAGUAAAAAAAGUAGAAGAACAAGCAGCUAUUCCCGCAGGACAAAAACUCACUUUAAAUUACAAGGACGUUGCUCCAGAUAGAACUUAAAUUACAGGAGAACCAACCAGUUCAUAGUAGAAUUCCAGUAGAAACUAACUCCACCUCCCCAAGAGAAAUAAAUCCUGUCCAAGUGGUGCUUCAGACUCAACGUAGUGCUCUAACAAGGAUUUAACAACUUCCAGUCUGGUGCAUCACUUCAACUUUACAGUGACUGUUAGCUGUCUGAGGUAGAACUCUAAGUGAUCGCUUUAAUAUGCCAGCACAAGAAGCAUUUAGUGUAGACGUGCAUUGGGAGACAAUAUCACAAAUGUG